CAUUUAGCAGAAUUUUGCCAUGACCUUACGGUCCCCCUGGCUAGGCCUACGUUCGAGGCCGCGCCGAGGUGCAGUAUCUGAAAACUGAUGGUGUUCUUGACCUGUCAUCAAACAGAUUUGGAAGUCUUCCAGAUGGGUUAUCACAAUUGCUGGAUCUUCACACUCUCAAUGCAUCUAACAACUGCCUUGUUGUUUUCCCAGCAACUUUAGUUUCCAGCCUUCCAAAGUUAACGAGCUUAAAUCUUCAGAAUAACAGUAUUACAGACGUGUUCCUACAACCAUUCUGAGAUUAUAUGCGAUGGCAUCUUUAAAGCUUGCUCAGCAUCAUGAGGGUUCACCCAAUGCUCCCAGUAAGGGCAUUGAUACGGCUUUUAAUGGGGAACAAAACUUAAAGACUGGAGGCUCAGGCCAGUGUGAUGCAAAUACUCAACAUGUGACAGAUGUCAGUGGUGAUGUUGCCCCAAAUGAGGCAGACAGUCAGCAUUUUGGUAUUGGCUCCUGGCAUCCCCAUUGCCUACAGAGACUGGUAAACCCGGUUGUGUUCGUUGUCCUCCUCUGUUUAUUUACCAUCUGUGAUGCCUUCUUUAGUGGAAUCCAAGUUGCUCUUCUAACUACUCUGGAGACCAGAUAUGGACUCUCUGCCUACCAAAUUGGAAUGGUUGUCACAAUAAAUAAAAUUGGUACAAUGCUUGGUCUGCCAGUAGCAGCAUACCUAGGUGGAAGACCUAAUACCCAUCGACCACGUUGGAUAGCAGCUAGCGCCUUCCUGAUGGCCUUUGGAAUGAUUGCCACAUGUAUCCCACAGUUUAUAUUUGAGCCAUAUCAAUACCAUCACAGUCAAUUUGAAGAUAUGACUGAAUCUGUUCUUUCAGAUGAUUAUGACCUUUGCAGUGCCAGCACUAAUUAUUCAUCAACAUCAUCAUAUGCAGAAUGUACAGAAAGCACUUCAUUGGACGAUGAAGCAGCCUACAUUAUAAUUCUGAUAAGUCAGUUUGUGGCAGGCGUUGGUUAUGCACCAACGAGGCCAUUGGGCAUAUCAUAUAUUGAUGAUAAUGUCAAACCAAACAGGGCUGGAUUUUACCUUGGAAUAGUGUCCAGCAUGUAUGGUAUUGGUGUUGUCCUUGGAUUUCUGGCCAGUUCAGCUGCUUCCCUGAUUUGGGUGGACUUCUAUCGUACCCAAACAACUCUAACCCAUACUGAUAAGGCAUGGGUAUCUGCUUGGUGGUUGUUGUUCAUCUUUGUAGCAUUUAUUCUUGUGCUCUCUGGGAUUCCAUUUCUUGGUUACCCAAAACAGCUGCCAAGGAAAUGGAGAAUUGCAAAUGAUGAUGUCGACAGUGCAGUACCUGAUGACAGCAAGAGCUCUGAACCCAUACUCAGUACACUGAAACUUGGUGGGAUUAAAGCUCUGUUGAAUUCCCUGCUCAGGGUUCUCACUAAUGGAUCCUACUUGCUGGCAUCAUUUGCAUUUGUAACCUCUGGAUUGAUCACAGGCCUACUUAGUUUCUUCCCAAAAUACAUUGAGUCACAGUUUGGCCUGCCAACUAGUCUUGUCAAUAUUCUUGUGGCCAUCAUGAUACCAGCCCUGGGUUUGGGUAGUAUCCUAGGUGGUUAUCUGUGCAGGCGAUGGAAACUACAGGUUGUUGGCCAGACCAAACUCUGCUUGGCUUGUGUCUGCACCGCUGCUGUAUUCCAGGUACUUCUCUUUGUGUUUGGAUGUGACAACCAAUCCAUAGCUGGCAUAAAUGAUGACUUCGGUGAAAACAGAGUAGCUAUUCCUAACUUGACAUCAUCCUGCAACAUGGACUGUAAUUGCAGACAUGACACAUUUCAGAUGGUGUGCUUCCAAGCUGAGCAAAUCACAUACAUGAGUCCAUGCUUUGCUGGGUGUACUCAGAAGUUUGACGCAGCGGACUCCAUGCAAUUUGUGAACUGUUCCUGUCUUCAUGUUGAUGACCUUUCAUCAUCCGAUGUUGUGCAAAAUGCCACCUCAGUCAGCAGUGUGUGGGCUGUAGUAAAGGGAGCAUGUGCAUAUCAGUGCAAUACACUCAUCCCAUUCGUCAUAUGUGUCAUCACCUUUGUCUUCAUUUUUUCAACUGAGGGGGCACCAUUGAUUUUGACUGUAGUAAGGAGUGUUGACACCAGGGAUAAGACGUUUGCCUAUGGUAUCACAAAGUGUCUCCAGUAUGUGAUUGGUGUGAUUCCAACACCAGUCAUAACAGGCAGUCUGAUUGACACCACCUGUAAGCUGUGGCAGAUUGAAUGUGGUUCUCGCCGUGCAUGCUGGAUCCAUGAUCUUGCUGGAUUUCGGCACACCAUGGCUGGCACUGGGUUACUUGUGCUGGUACUCCAGGCUAGUCUGCUCUCCCUGUGUUGGUAUUUUCUACGAAGGGGAGCCAGAUAUGAGACUGUUGCUCAAGUCCAGGUUGAUGGUCAUCUGUCAUCGGACAGGGAAAAUAUAGAGCUGGAAGGGAUUGAUCACUAGGUGUUAGCCAGAAUAGCCAGUACACUUGGAUCAAUAUCUUAAAUUUGAAAAACGAGGUAAUAACGACUGGAAUGUUACUUGGAAAAGGAACCAUGCCUAGUGUUCGAUUUUACCAUUGACAGUUGUACAGUAUAAUAUUGUAAACCCCGUAUGUGAACGGCUUUUGUGAAGAACCUAUGGGCUCCGAACAGGAACAGGAGAAGACGCUUUUUACCAGCUUGAGAGCCCUGUGGAUGGGGCACAUAUAGCGCACGUAUAGCAUGAAGUAUGUAUGAGUUAUUUUUAUUCUGAACGUGCACAAAGCCAUAGCGUCUUCAUAGUGUCGGGCGUUGUCAUCAAUGCAUUCAAAUGUCUCUCCCAGUGGUCUCCCCCAACCACCCCUGUCUUGACGUGGGGGGGGGGGGGUACUUGUGCACGGAGUCUGUACAAGCUGACUGAGUAGAUCUCAUCACACCCACACAUAUUUGCUUAAAAUUGUAAUUGCUUACUUUCAGCCCCAAGCCUGCGGUGGUCAGCUGGCUGAUUCUGAUCUGAUAUGGGUCUUUCCUUGAAGUUGGGGAACGCUUUGUGACAUUUGGACAUAUUUGUAUAUUAUCAAUAAGGGGUUGCUCAGAGUAACCAGAUAUUAUCAACAAUGUUUGUUCUGGCUCCUGUGGUUGUUUAAGAAUGCUUUUGAGCAUUGGGACACUUUUCAGCAUAAUAUUCUAAAGUAAAACAGUGUAACGAUGUAGCACGGACACCACAUAAUUUUUACCAUAUUUGAUUAGUAUUUGAAAGUGUUAUGUACACCUUUCCGGCCAAAUUAAUAUCUGAAAAUACAAUAGAUCUUUACAAACUUGUAUUAUGGAAAUUUAAAUGAAAGUUUCAAAGUGCUAUUCCAAUAAAUCUGCUGUCUGAUGCUAAAUCUCACACUCAUUUAAAAGAAAUAUACAACAUUUGCUUUUGCUUUAAUUUUCAGAAAUGAAUGGAUUUUUGGGGUUAGUAUUUUAUAGCAAAUAUUGUUACACUGACCUCUUUAAAGUUUUGUGUUCGCAGAUGCUGGAAAAACCAAGAAAAUUGUCUUCUUGUAGUCUGGUUCCCUGACCCCACUUCAGAUGAAACAAGCAAUUUAUAGUUGUUGGGGAUUUGUAAGGUAAGGGAACCAGUCUAGCUGGCUUGUACCCAUGCACAGAUGUGUAACCGAUUAAUUUGGUAAAUUGGAGUCAGUAUUGAAAAAAACAAACCACUUUUUCCCAAAAACGGUAGGACGACCGUCGUUGGAAAUUAAUACAAAAUUCCACCUGAGUUCUUAAAAAUGUCAGCACACAAGGUGCCAUGAUUUUACAGGAUGCUUUAGACUGUCAUUGCCUAACUGUUCAGUAAGGUAUUUUAUAAUAACUUUGUAGGUUUUUUUUAUGUUUGCAAAUGUUGUAUAUUGCCUUUAAAUUGUAUUAAAAUUAACUGAUUUCUUGGGAUAGCACUAAGACUGAACACUGAAUUUUCGAAAUACAUGUUAGGAAAAGUCGGUAGUGAUCGCAAACCCAUUUUCCUUGAAAGUAAAAAUAUCAUGCUGGAAAACACCCAAAUGCUAUGAAACUUUCGUAUCCCUCGGAUAGUUCAGUUAUUCCUAUUAUUUAAUGAGUAUGUUAAGAGUUUUACUGUGGACUCUGUAAUUAGUUAUAAACAAACCCUGUGGGGUCUCUGUAGACCACUAGCAGGAUGCUGCACUUCGCUCAGCACCUGCUAGCUGGGUGGAGUCAUGUACUAAUGUAUUACUUUGACCUCAAUUUGCAUGUUGACCCCCAAGUGGGCGUGGUAAACCUUGCUGAAGCAAUUUUGCCUCAUUUUUCAUCAAUGUUAUGUGUUGCAUAAUAGCAAAAUAUAUGUUUUUGGAGUGUUUACAUAGAGAUUAUGUAAUAUUGAACUACUCAAAGUCUGAAGGAAACAAAUUUGCCAAAAAAUCCAACAAAACAAAUAAAUCACAUGUAGGUUCAUUAAUUUUGACGUGCGUGUCUGUAAAUUCAAAGAACCUAGAACAACCUUGAAUAGGAGCCAAAUUAUUACAGAUUGUUUAGUUUUGAAACGCUUGAAUUUCUUGCACAAACAAUCGGAAAUUACUAAUUAGUCACUUCCACAUUGAAUUAUGAACAUUGUACAUGGUACAACAAUUAUUUUGUUAUUAUUUUAUUUGUCAUUUAAGCAACCAAACCACGAACAGAAUCAAUGCAUUGCAUAAACUACAGCCAGGGAUAUGUGCCAGGAAAAUAAACAAUUGAAUAAACUGCAACAUGAGGGUAUUAAACCUUAUUUAUACAAGAUGCAAAUUAAGAAAGUAAAAGGUUAAUGCUACCAGAAGAAGAGUACAUUGCAUGUUAUCCCACCAAAGAGUAAAUGAAGCAACACACGGAAAUAGACAACAAAUCUACAUGAAAUGGCCUGAUGGACAGCCUGAUCACCUUAGAAUCUUUUGAUUUGUGUAGCUUAUACAAUUUUAUCAACUUCCUCUUAAGUAUCCUGACUUUGGCGGAAGACUUUUCCCUUUUAUGUUUAGACUUACAAUGUAAGUUGCACAUUCCAUAGUCAGUAAAUCUCCGUUUGGUCUGCACUAAGUGAUAAAGAGGUGGCACAUUUCACUCCUGUGUACAUGUAUUUUAGUAUAAUCAAAACUGAAAUGCAAUCUUUGCUCAAGAUUUUGGUUUCUCCGUUUGCUUUAUCCAAACAAAAAAAACAUUAUUUUCCGAUUUUCUUGCCUCGUUCCAUUUAUUUUUGAUAAGCUGGUCUAAUUCCAUUGUCUGUUCAGUCUGUUUUUGUUUGUUUUUUACUUGCAUUUAUAUAGGCCUAUACAUGCAUUUUCAAAAUGAAAGAAAAACAAGUU
Patiria miniata (bat star) is the source of this 5336-nucleotide messenger RNA. Its product is annotated as solute carrier organic anion transporter family member 5A1-like. Gene Ontology annotation, molecular function: protein binding. Bases 299 to 2482 code for a protein of 727 amino acids. Gene Ontology annotation, biological process: transmembrane transport; sodium-independent organic anion transport. The record is from RefSeq and is a predicted model, not a curated record. The transcript is spliced from 10 exons. Gene Ontology annotation, cellular component: membrane. Lineage: Eukaryota; Metazoa; Echinodermata; Asteroidea; Valvatida; Asterinidae.